Molecule: messenger RNA, 2580 nt
Organism: Cuscuta campestris
Lineage: Eukaryota; Viridiplantae; Streptophyta; Magnoliopsida; Solanales; Convolvulaceae
Source: the annotation of a GenBank genome assembly
AAUCCCCGGUCAAAACAAGCAAGACGGGAACCGAUCACUUUUACUGACCGGGACCUUCCCGCCACCGGAGAAGAUCACAAUGACCCCCUGGUGAUAACUAUGGACAUGGGUGGAGUUGAUGUCUCCCGGGUACUUGUUGACACGGGCAGCAGUGUUAACAUUUUGUACCUGGAGGCAUUUGAGAAGCUCAAGUUGUGUCGAACACGGCUUGAGCCCCUAAAGACUCCCCUGUCUGGGUUUACCGGGGACUCAGUCGAAGCUGAAGGGUCGAUUCUUCUAACUUGUGAGCUGGGCACAGGCGACCAAGUCGUCCAAAAGCAAAUGAGGUUUGUAGUUGUGAACAUCAAAUGUGUUCACAACGCUAUUUUGGGCCGGCCUGGGAUAAACAAGGUUCGAGGGGUCAUCUCCAUGGCCCACCUCUGUAUGAAGUUCUAUACCCCGGGCGGUAUAGGACAAGUCAGAGGAGAUCAAAAGAAGGCUCGGCAUUGUUAUUUGGAAGCUGUAAAGAAAAUGACCAAGGCGUUCGAAAGGAUCACCUUGGUCUCCCAGGAAGAAGACCGGUCAAAGCUGGAACCGGGCGAUGAAACCGAACAGAUUGUUCUCCGGGAAGCCUUCCCGAAAAGAAUGGUAAGGAUUGGCAGAGAUCUGCCUGGAGGACUUCGAGAUGAAAUCAUCUCGGUCCUUAGGGAAUAUGCAGAUAUUUUUGCUUGGAGUGUGGCGGACAUGCCAGACGGCCAGAGGCCUAUUUACUAUGUGAGCAAAGCACUGAAUGGGGCUGAAAGCCGGUAUACUGCCAUUGAGAAAACGGCAUACGCGCUUUUCAUAACGGCCAAAAAACUGACCGCAUACUUCCAAGCUCAUACUGUGGAAGUACUCACCGAUCAGCCGCUUGGACCGAUCCUUCGAAAUUCAACCUCCUCGGGAAGGUUGAUCAAAUGGGCGAUGAUGCUAACUCAGUUCAAGAUAGAGUAUAAACCAAGGACUGCGAUUAAGGGUCAAGCUUUGGCAGACUUCCUCGUUGAACUGACCGGUCUGGAGCCCGAAGCCGGACCUUCCCAUACGGUCGAACCGUGGUGGGAUAUGGCCGUUGAUGGGGCCUCUGGACCGAAGGGAUGCGGUGCCGGCGUAGUCUUCACUACCCCGGAGGGAUUCAAGAUCUACCAUGCCUUGAUUUUCAACUUCAAGCUCACCAACAAUGAGGCGGAGUAUGAGGCGUUGGGCGGUGGCCUCAGAUUAGCCCGGACACUCGGAAUAAAAAGGAUGAAGAUCCGUUCCGACUCAAGUCUAGUAGUCGGACAGGUCAAUGGUGAGAUGGAGGUAAAAGAGGAUCGCCUGGCCCGGUAUAGUGAUCUGGUCCGAGCGCUUCUAAGGGAAUUAGAAGAGUUUCGUCUGACUAGGAUACCUCGGUCGGAAAACGCUGAUGCAGACAUGCUUUCAAAAUUGACGCAAGCUUGCCCAGAGCAUGUGUCAAAAUUGGCGAAAAUUGAGAUACUGGACGUACCGAGUACAGACCGGUUUGAAGUCGCGGCCAUCCAACCGGGCCAGACUUCAGCGACCGGGAUAAUCGGAGCAGACGAUGACUGGAGAUACGAACUCAUGGAGUAUUUGGAGACCGGUCAGAAGCCUGAUGACGAGGAACGAGCCAGGAAGGUGGUCCUACGGGCUCCACGUUUCCAGGUAAUCGAUGGUCAUCUAUACAAACGUGCCAUUGGCGGACCACUCUUGCGUUGCCUCACCAACCCGGAGGCUGAACGCGUAAUUGCCGAAGUACAUGAGGGAGUUUGUGCAGCCCAUCAAAUGUCCCGCACUUUGGCUCAAAGGAUCAUCCUGCUAGGCUACUAUUGGCCGACCAUUGUGGGGGACUGUGAGAGAGUGACUUCAAGAAGAGCAACUGGAGAGACCCCUUUCGUGUUAACUUACGGAUGUGAAGCCCGGUUACCAGUAAAGGCAGAAAUUCCGACAUUCAGAGAAACCGUCUACCAGCCCGGUCUUAACGAGAUCGACCACCUGGCUGAAUUGAAUCUGGUAGAAGAACGAAGGACCAUAGCUGCAGUCAAGAUGGCCGGUUACCAGCAGUCAGUAAAGCGGUAUCAUGACAACCGGGUAGGGCCGCGAUACUUCCAAGUGCAUGAUGAAGUCUUGCGCAGAAGGGAUGCUAGUAAGCCUAAUGAAAGGGGUAAGCUGGUACGAAACUGGGAGGGGCCCUAUCGCGUAAAAGCAAUCGUGAGACCGGACACUUACCAGUUGGAAACAAUGGAAGGUGGCCGGGUUGAGCGACACUGGAACUCUCACCACUUGCGUAAAUUCUUUAGAUAAAGUGUAAUGAGUUCCCGGUCAUUAAUAAAACUUUAUUCUUUUCAGAAAGAUUGUUCGCAUGCAUCAAACGGUGAUUCGUCACGUGACAAUCUACCCGGUUAGAUGUCCAAUCGAAUUGGACAUCUAAAAAAAAAAGAGACCGGUCUGACCAAUUCUAUACCUCAUCCGUACUGACACGGGAGUUAAAAACUAUUUGGCUUAACUAAUGGGAGAGCAUCCCGGCCAGUUUAAGCCAGAUGUUUGGAAGAAAAACUUAAGGUUUAC